Molecule: messenger RNA, 675 nt
Organism: Penicillium brevicompactum
Lineage: Eukaryota; Fungi; Ascomycota; Eurotiomycetes; Eurotiales; Aspergillaceae
Product: protein tyrosine phosphatase-like domain-containing protein
Exons: 3
Coding region: 1-675 (224 amino acids)
Biological process (GO): fatty acid elongation; sphingolipid biosynthetic process; very long-chain fatty acid biosynthetic process
Cellular component (GO): endoplasmic reticulum membrane
Molecular function (GO): 3-hydroxyacyl-CoA dehydratase activity
Source: RefSeq, a predicted model, not a curated record
AUGGCCUCCAAACCAGCCUCCCGCGGCCCCGCCGGCAUCACAAGAGCCUACCUCUUCACCUACAACACCCUCAACCUCCUCGCCUGGGGUGGCUGCGUCGCAUACGCCGCUUCCCUCCUCCCCGCCAAUAUCAACAACCUACCCAAUGUCUUCAGUCUGACAUUCACCCCGCUGCUAGCGACGCAAUCCCUCGCCCUCCUGGAGGUCGUCCACAGCGUCGUGGGACUCGUGCGCGCCCCGUUCAUGACGACCGCCAUGCAGGUCGCUAGUCGAUUGCUGCUAGUCUGGGGAAUCAUGGCUCAGUUCGGAGGACAGAUUGUCGGUGCGCGAAGCACCCAGCUUGGCGACUAUGCGUAUCUGGGCUGUGUGGCUGCUUGGGGUAUUACGGAGGUCAUUCGUUAUGGAUUCUUUGCUAUUACUUUGUCUGGGAACUCGGUGCCUAGCUGGUGGACUUGGUUGCGAUACAAUACCUUUUAUAUCCUCUAUCCGAUUGGUAUCACCAGUGAGUGCACACUUAUUGUGCAGGCUCUUGGCCCUGCUGGUGAUUUGAACCCGCUUUUCCAAUAUGCGCUGGUUGCUAUUCUGGUUAUCUACGUGCCUGGCUCUUAUAUUCUGUACACGCACAUGAUUGCCCAGCGCCGCAAGGUUCUGCGAGGCAAGCAGCGUGCCGAUUAG